This is a messenger RNA of Caenorhabditis auriculariae, 4315 nucleotides long. Lineage: Eukaryota; Metazoa; Nematoda; Chromadorea; Rhabditida; Rhabditidae. The record is from the annotation of a GenBank genome assembly.
AUGUGGAGCACCGGCGACGAGAAGCCUCCGAUCGACGACAAGUUGGUUUUUUUUUUUUACUUCAGCAUUGCCGUUCUUUUUUUCUGGAAGAUAUCUAUAAAACCUACAGUGUUCACUUUUCAUCAUAAGGUUAUUUCCGUGCAAACUCUGGAUUUUCUUGAAUUUCGCUCAAAAGUUGAUGAAAAUUUUCUUGAUGACUUUAUAGUCCAGCUCUCAUUUCAGAAUACAUAAACUUUCAAGUUCAAAAGAAUCCAAGCCUGAAACCAUGUCUCAGCAACUUUGAAAAGUCAUAUUUUUAAAAUUCAGCGGCUUCUGAUGUACUUUAAUUGUAUACACUCGCUUUUUCCAGUUCACAAGCCAAAAAUCUUCCCAAAAAGCAAAAAAAGUAAUUUUUUCGAUAAUAAAAGCGUAGGCGUGUUUGUCACACGAUGUCGCAAAAUCAAUACAGUCAAAUGAUAUCCGGUAGCUGUAGAAACACUAACCAUUUUAAAGCAUCCAUAUUCCGAUGAAUGAUUUCUCGUUUUUCAGGUCGUUCUCUAUUCCCGAGGCUCGUUUUCCUACUCGCGAAGAGUACGAGAAUAAACGUGACGAAAGGAAACGGAAUGAGGUGAAUACUUCUUUUUUUUUGGCGAAAUAUGUUUAUGAGAAAAUUUUCGAAAGACAACUCCAAGAACUGAAAGGAUGUCCGAAAAUAUUGAUCAAGUUUUGGAAAAAGUUCAAAACUUUACUGUUUCUUCCACCAAGUAUAUAAGCCUACAGCGUUUCAACGACAUAACUUGAAAACUGUUUUUAUUUAACUUUUCCGAUACCUUUUCCAGGCGAAACUGUACCGCGAGUUUGCUCCAACUGCUCUCGGCUGCCGUCCGGAUGUGGUAGAACGACCUGAUGACAAACCUUUCCUCUACUUGCGCACGUCCAGCUGCCAUGCUGGCAUUUACCGUUUCACGAGUUUCACCACGUAAGUUAAUCCGUUUUUGUGCAGCUUAAACUGUUCUCCUUAGAAAAAACGAUUCGCAAGCCGUCUCGGCCUACCACACUCCGAACCUGAGCGGAAGCGUUUCUUCACCAAGCGCCUUGCCUGAAGCAGCCAAGGACAACUCGGACACGAAAAAUCAGUCGAACUCACCCGGCGGUGUUGCCAAGUUCUUGUCCCGUGUUUUGGGAAAAAAAUAAUUGACUUUUGAAUAAAGUACUUGUGAUCGCUGUUUCGAAAGUUCACAAAAAAUACACGAGAUUGAAGAGAAGCUGCGCAAUAGGUUGUGUGCCUGUCUGUGGUCCAAAAGGUUAUAAGCCAAACUAGAGGUUUAAGAAAUUUUGGUAGUGGGAAAACGAUUUCAUAAUACUCCGUCUCAUCGAUUUGGAGCGCCAACACGACUUGAGCGGUAUAAAAAUGUAAAAAGAAGGAGGAAGUAUGAUCACUGAGCUCUGACUCACUCCUGAGAAGAAGCUUUAUAAAAAUCUUCCACAAACCCGAGCACGAGCGUUAACGUCCCAAGAGGACGUCCGGCCUUCGCGGUUAUCCGAUGGCGAAAACCGCUGCCAGUCGGGUGAAGAACAACAGGGGGGUAUAAAAAGAAUGACGCUUGUUAGGUCAGCGGGGCUCUGCCCCAGAUUGUCAAAUGAAGAGUGCGGUCCGGAUCCGGCAUUCCAGGUUUAAAUCGAGGUUUGGCCUGGAGUGUUGAGGCUAACAUGACCGCGACUUUUUGAAAUUUUUUUCAAAGUUUUUUUCGGAUUAUCUUUUUGUAUUUUUUUUCAAACAUACUUGAGGAAGAAACCGGGCAAGAAAAAAAGAAAAAGUUUUUUUAUAAUACAGCUUCCAUUUAGUCGUUUUCAAAGCACACAUUGUCUAUUUAAAUAAAAUUUUUUUUAGUAAUGCAAGUAUUUUUUCCGAAUAUGUUUUCGAUCUUUGCUUGAAAUUUGAUUGAAAAGAUUUUUUAUUUUAUUAACUUCCAUUUCAAUUUUUUUAUAAGCCGUGAUAUGCUCAAAUCAAUCUUUUUGUGAGCUUCUCCUCGUUUUUUCUUUGCUUCUAUUUUUUUCUAAUGAAAUAUCAUCAGAAACGAGAAUAAUUAAGAUUUGCUCAAGUCUACUCAAAAAAAGAUUAUUUCGAUCUUCAAGAAAUUGAAAAAUAAAGAUCAUUCUUAAUUUAUUAUUUUUUUCAUUUCUAUUUAUUCAAAAAAAUUUCUCUUCCAAUACGUUGUAUGAGCUUUCGGGUAAAAAAUUAGGGGAUUUUUUAAUUUUUUUUUUUGGAAUUUCUGUCUUUGCUUUUUUAGAAAGUGUUAUUUCAUUUGUAAUUUGUUCUCGCAGUUGAAUUAUUUUUCUUAAUUUGUUCUCUAAUAUAUUAAAUAGUUCCCAUAUAACGUUCUCAUUAUCCAGAAAAGGAAUAUUUUUUUUCCUAAAUGUUUACCCAGAUCUUGCAACUCGCCAAAGCUGAAAAAAAAAGUCUCAAAAAGAAAUACUGGAAAAAUGUUUUUCUGCCGACCAAAAUAACAUGAAAAUUGCAGGAAACAGGGUGAAUGGCACUAUCGGAAACACUUAUUUCUACGCAUUGCUUCCGGCAAUUCAUCUCGGUAGUAUAAAAGCGAAGACGUCGGUUUCUGGGAUCCCGCGAUCUCCGAGAGCCGCUGUCAUUUGCACAUGAGUGGUGAGUCUGAAGUGAAAAGCGGUGAGUUUGAAAUGACAAGUGGCGAAUAUCUUCUUCGAAAAACCUCGUCAUUUCUUCCUGCCUUUCUCGGUCGGGUCUCAAAGUUUCACGUAUGAACUAUUUUCGUCAUAUUCCACUCAUCAACUCGCAAUUGAGCAGCGUCAAUAACGGUAAAACUGAAAUUUUCAGAAGAUAUAGCCAAGCCUAAUGUUAUUUGUGUUAAAUUGAAAAAUCUCUUUUAAGUACCGUUCAAAAAAAUGAUCUUUUUGUUUCAAAUAAAAAAACCUUGAAACUUCAAAUAAUUGACUAAAAAUCGUUUUGAAAAAAACGAAAAAUUUGUAGUGACCAUAUAAUUUUUCAGGUUUCGAAUAAAACAGUUCAUUUAUUUUCAGCCAAAAGGAAGGAACACAAAAUCAAAAAUUCCUUAUACAAUAGAAUUUUCUCCAUGCAUUUGAACAGCAGGAAAGGCUUUGUCCAUAUGUCAAGUUUUCUGAAGUGUAAAAAAAUUUCAUUUUUGAAAGAAAAUUUUAGUCUAUUAAGUGCAAUACAACCUAAAAGCUUUUUUACGAUUUGAGAAACUUUUUCACUUUUCCUGGCCCUAUUUGAAAUGAACUUCUGUCGUACCCUGUAAUCAUCUAGAUACUUUUAGGCUUAAAUAAAAGCCAUGGAAAAUAAUGGCCCCCAAAAGCUUAGAGUCAGUUCUCUCAGUUUUAUCCACACGCAGCUUCAAAUGAACUUUUUUGCCAACUUACAGCUGUCUGAAAAACUUUUGUCUCAAUUGAACAUCAGUAAGUUUUUUGCUGACUUAUCCACUUUUAUCGGCAAAUCACUACUUUUUUGCAGCCCUAUUCCAAGAAAUCAAAGGUCGUCAGCAAGACUUCAUGAAGGCGUUCAACGCUGGAGAUGCCGCUGGGGCCGCUGCCGUCUACGAUCCGGACGGUUAUUUCAUGCCCAAUGGUCGUAAUCCUGUCAAAGGGCGGGCUGGUGAGCUUUUUUGAUUCGGGUUUUAUUCGGAAGUUCUUCAGGAAUCGAGAACUAUUUCAAAGAAGAUAUGGCGGAAGGCGUGCAGACCGCGCAGGUUUGCAGAUUUUUACGAACAAAAAAAGGAUCUUAAAAAAAAAUUACAUUUUUCAAAUUCUCAUCUUAAUCGGUAGAUCAAUCCAUUUUUUUGCAAUAUGAGUUUUCUGUGAAACGAAAAAAACACUUAUUUAUAUAAAAAAACAUUUCUUACGUUGUCAAUUCUAAACCAUCAUUGAAUUUGCUCAAAAAGCAUGCUAAAAAAAUCCCAAGAUAGUCCGAUUCAGUUUUUACAUAAGAAAAAAAGAACCUUCGAUUGUUCAAACUUUCCAGGAGUUAUCAAAAAAAUAUCAAAGAUCUUAAUUUACAAAAAUCAUAAUAGUUUAUUUUUUUCAUUCAAAUGUAGAGGUUUCUGGAAAAUCUCCUUCUUGUCAGAUAAUAACGGAAGAAGUCAACGGUAGCGGAGAUUGGGCCUUCGAACGGGGAAGCUAUCAUCUGGACGGAACUAAAGGUCGCGAAAGUGGGGCUUACCUUCAAGUCUGGAAAAAGGUUUUCAGAAGUUUCGUGAUAAAACUCAGGCUAAAUAUCUCAUUUCAGGUCGACGGCGUCUGGCUCAUCCACAACGACUGUUUCAAUAUCAUUAAGAAAGCCUGCUAA